Phycomyces blakesleeanus NRRL 1555(-) is the source of this 498-nucleotide messenger RNA. RefSeq lists its product as hypothetical. The transcript has a single exon. Lineage: Eukaryota; Fungi; Mucoromycota; Mucoromycetes; Mucorales; Phycomycetaceae. Bases 1 to 498 code for a protein of 165 amino acids. The record is from RefSeq and is a predicted model, not a curated record.
AUGACGUUGUCACAAAUUCAAAUUCGUGGAGUAAUUGCUAAAAAAGCAAAAGCCUUACACAUCAAUAUGUCAUAUACCAACUUUAAAAAAUUAGAACUCCAGCAUGUUGAAUUCUACUUAUCUGACAAUUUUCUGAAUACAAAGUCUACUAUCAAGCUCCUUUUACUUUUUCGGCUAACUUACCCUCAGCGAACAAGCAAAGAUCCAAGAGACGGCAAUGUGGGAUGUCCGGUGAACCAUAUAACAUGGUUUCAAAGAUACGAAGUAUAUAAGGAGGAUGGACCGCGCAAUGGAUCAUUUAUCAGACGGCUCUCAGGAUACGAUGGUGAUGCUGUCACUAGGCAUUUCUUGGGUUUUCAAUUCAAGCAAGAUUGUGAUUCACGGGAAGCCAAGAAUUUUAUUCGAGGGCAAACUCGCAUGCACCACUGGAAAAAGGACAUUUGCGAAGGAUAUGUUGAACUGACAUGUGGUAGUAUAAAUGAAUACCGUAUUUUGUAA